Eimeria acervulina is the source of this 1158-nucleotide messenger RNA. Its product is annotated as NLI interacting factor-like phosphatase domain-containing protein, putative. The record is from RefSeq and is a predicted model, not a curated record. The coding region runs from base 1 to 1158 and encodes 385 amino acids. Gene Ontology annotation, molecular function: ice binding. NCBI's taxonomy places the organism in Eukaryota, Apicomplexa, Conoidasida, Eucoccidiorida, Eimeriidae. The transcript has 4 exons.
AUGCGAGUAGCUGGAAAAGGAACUGCAGCGAAAUCUUUCUUUGGCUCUGCUGCUGCUGCAGAAGCAACUCAUGCUGCAGCAGCAGCAUCAGCACCAGGAGCAGAAGGAGCCCCAGCAGCAGCAGCAGCAACAACUACAACAGCAGCAACUGCACCAGCAGCAGGAGCAGCAGGAGCAGCAGCAGCCACAGACGCAGCAGCACCAGGAGCAGCACCAACAGCAGCAGCAGGAGCAGCAGCAACAACAGCAGCAACAGCAGCAGCAACAGCAGCAGCAACAGCAGCAGCACCAGGAGCAGCAGCAACAGCAGCAGCAACAGCAGCCGCAACAGCAGCAGCAUGUGGUGGUGUUUGUUUGGAGAGGUAUGCGGGUGUUGCUGCUGAAGAAGGCCCUUUUGCUGCUUCCUUCUUUAAAUGCGGUGUAUUGCAAGACAGCGACAAACAGCUGCUGCACCUGCAGCAAAUAUUGAGAGCAAUCCAUCACCUCUACUUUAAAAUUGUCAGGCGUCUUUUAAGAGCAAACAAACAAAGACUUUCUCAAUACUGCAGCAGCAGCAGCAGCAGCAGCAGCAGCAGGAAUAGCGAUGGCAGCAGAAGGAGUAACGGACGCAGAAGCAGCAGCAGUUGCAGCAGCAGCUGCAGCAGCAGCAGCAGCAGUUGCAGCAGCAGCGGGGAGGAAGCAACAGAUGAUGACACUGCUGCUGCUGCUGUGGGGAGAGGGCGUCACAGGCGUGCUUCGUCUGCAGCAGCAGCAGGAGAGCCAACUGCAGCAGCAGCAGCAGCAGCAGCAGCAACGCCGAGGCGGCGAGUGCGCAGCAGCAUGCUCUUGAAAGAAGAAGCAAACAGCCCCACAGCAAUCGCCCUGCUGCAGCAGCUGCCCGAUGUUGCUCUGGUUAUUGAAGCCCUACGACAGCAAACACUUAGAGGGGUUGUCAUAGGCUUUACAGGGCUGCAAGGCAAACAUAUUUGCAAUGUACUGUCUACAGACUUAAGCCGUCUUGUUCUUCAGGCUGGCGGUCGUCUUCUCGAUGUUUUUUCUUCAAAUUGCACGCAUCUUCUUUGUACAAAGGUCACCGACAAGUACGUUCAGGCAGGGAAGCUGGGUAUCCCCAGAGUGCAUAUAACUUGGCUGCUGAAGGCUCUUUAUACGUGGAGGUGA